Molecule: messenger RNA, 877 nt
Organism: Astrephomene gubernaculifera
Lineage: Eukaryota; Viridiplantae; Chlorophyta; Chlorophyceae; Chlamydomonadales; Astrephomenaceae
Source: the annotation of a GenBank genome assembly
CCACUUCUGCCGCUGCCUCUGUCGUACAGAGUCAAGCGAUGUCAUCGCUGCUGCAGCAGAAACAAUUGCCUUAUUGUCAUGGUAUGCCGUACUACUUGGUCCUUGAAGCCGCCGUGUUUCGAAAACUGGUAAUGCGGCCAGCAGCAGUUACCGUUGGGGACAAAGGUAGAGGCAAGAGCGCAGGCAAGGCGGCGGCGGCGGUGGCGGAGGAUCUUGAUCCGGUUGCUCUCCGGGCCCUGUGGCCCCGGCUGCGAGUGCUGGCCCGGUGUAGCCCGGGGGAUAAGUACCUGCUGGUUUCGACGCUGAAGAAGAUGCGGGAGGAGGGGGGGAUGGAAGAGGUUAUUGCAGUAACGGGCGACGGCACCAACGACGCUCCCGCCUUGGCCGCUGCGGAUGUGGGGUUUUGCAUGGCCACGGGGACACCCAUCGCCAAGUAAGAAGCGGAGAGCGGACGGGGGAUUCGAAUGGGUGAUGAAGUAGUGGGGAAAGCAAAGGGUAAGAUGGAUGGUUUGCAUUGCCACGGGGGCAUGCAUCCAACGCUGAUUGGUUGGAGAAGGGGCGGGUAUGGAGCCUAUGGAGGUAUUGGCUUGUGUACGUGCUUAUAGAAAAGCUUCGACAUGUGGGAGGAGGACGCGCACGGUAGAGGAGGGGCUGGGGUUUGGUUAAGGAACAACCUAGAGGUAUUAGGGGGGUACUUUGGCACGGUCGCGGGGGCAGUGGUCAACGGAAAAGGAGGUUGAAAACACAGGCAGCAAGGCACUCGUUGAGGUAUGACUUUGUAUAUACCCUUCGCUAGGCAAGGGACAAGCAGAGCAGAGCUGGGCAUUAGGCGGGACACGGGAGAAUGGCAGGACACGGUCGGGGAACUUGGAUGGAG